Triticum dicoccoides is the source of this 519-nucleotide messenger RNA. RefSeq lists its product as uncharacterized. Bases 1 to 519 code for a protein of 172 amino acids. Lineage: Eukaryota; Viridiplantae; Streptophyta; Magnoliopsida; Poales; Poaceae. The transcript is spliced from 3 exons. The record is from RefSeq and is a predicted model, not a curated record.
AUGCAAGUUAGCCUGUCUAAUUAUGGUGAUAGCAAUACACAUUUCUUUACACAAUGGACGGCUGAUGGGUAUAGAUCGAUUGGAUGCUAUAACUUGAAGUGUGAUGGUUUUGUGCCUGUACAAAAUGCCCCUAUCACUCCAGGAGACACUAUAGAUCCUAAAAAUGGGAAACUUAAGAUGACAAUCAAGAUAUUCAAGAAGAAAGAUGAUGGUGACUGGUGGUUGUACUUUGGUUAUGAUAAUCAGAACCUUCGUGUUGUUGGAUUUUGGCCAAAAAGUAUUUUCAUUAAUAUGGCAGACCAUGCAAAUAAUAUACAAUGGGGUGGUUACACCAUGUCUGAUCCUGGGAGUGCUAGUCCCGCAAUGGGCAAUGUGCAUUGGCUUGGAAUUUAUUCAGCAACCGUUCGAGACGUCAGAUUUGUUGAUGACACUGGUAGAGGCUACAUAAUUGAUCCAUGGCCCAAGGGUCUAGUUGCUUCUUUAUCCACAAGAAAUGCUAUGGAGCCGUUAUAUCUGUAG